AUGGCGCAUUAUUUUGCAAUGAGCAAAGCGAUGAAGCCGAAAAUCUUCGUAUUCCUACUCUUGGUAAGUUGUUCAUCACUCUUCAAUCUGGCACUAGGCGCCCAAUCUUACCAAGGAAAAUGGAAACUGUUGAAGAGAAGCAUUGGAGUUUCGGCAAUGCAUAUGGCAUUGUUACCAAAUGAGCGAAUUGUCAUUUUUGACAGAACGGAUUUCGGUCCUUCCAACAUUACUCUUCCGCAAGGAAAGUGCAUAAAAGAGUUGCAAUCAUCUGAUUGUUAUGCGCAUUCUGUAGAGUUCAAUCCAGCUACGCGCGUUGUUAGGCCACUCACUAUAUUGUCGGAUACAUGGUGUUCUUCUGGCGCAUUAUCACAGGAUGGUACUUUAGUGCAAAGUGGAGGUUAUAGACUUGGCGAAAAAGUUGUCCGAUUCUUCAAGCCAUGCAUGGAUUGCGACUGGGAAGAGGAUCAAAAUGGUCUUCUUUCACCAAGAUGGUAUGCUUCUAAUCAAGUUUUACCAGAUGGGAAGAUCAUUGUUGUCGGUGGGAGAUAUCAGUUCACAUAUGAAUUCAUUCCUAAAGCCUCCAGUUCUGAUCAAAGGGUAUACCAACUUUCAUUCCUAAAAGAAACAAGAUAUUCACCCCUGGUCCCCAACAACCUCUACCCUUUUCUACAUCUCUCAACUGACGGAAAUCUGUUUAUUUUCGCCAAUGACCGAGGAAUUCUACUCGAUUAUGUAAACAACAAGGUGAUUAGAAGUUAUCCUGUAAUGCCUGGUAGCGUUUCCCACAAUUAUCCUAGCACAGGUUCCUCUGUUCUUCUCCCUUUGAAACUCUUUAGCACCGACAACGACAAUAACACUAGCACCCCAGAUGCUGAGGUCUUAAUCUGCGGUGGGACACCCCCAGACUCAAAUGAGAAGGCUAAUGUGGGAAUCUUUGUUCCAGCCUCAAAAUCUUGUGGCCGCUUGAUAAUUACAGCGGCAUCUCCAAAAUGGGAAAUGGAGGAAAUGCCAAUCAGCAGAGUGAUGGGCGACAUGAUCAUGUUACCAACAGGAGACGUACUUAUCAUAAAUGGUGCGGCCAAAGGCACCGCUGGUUGGGGUGUUGCACGAGACCCUGUUCUGAACCCAGUGUUGUACCACCCAGACACUCCAAACAGUGACAAAAUUACCAGAUUUGAGGUAUUAACCCCGUCUAUGAUUCCUAGACUUUAUCAUUCAACUGCUCAUUUAAUAUCAGAUGGUCGAGUCUUAGUCGGUGGCAGCAAUCCUAAUAUGAAUUACAACUUCUCUGCACUUUAUCCAACUGAACUUAGUCUUGAAGCAUUUUAUCCACCAUAUUUGAGCCCAACAAAGCCUCGGCCAUCGAUCAUUGCGGUAAAGCCAGGGUUGAAGCUAGGUUAUAAGCAGAAAGUUUCUCUGGAGUUCACAUUGAAGGGGAAUGUUAAUCAGGCAGAUAUUUUUGUUACAAUGGUGGCUCCAUCUUUUACUACACAUUCAAUUGCGAUGAACCAAAGGUUGCUAGUAUUGGCAUUCAACGACGGAGUGAAGAAGACUCCUUCCGGAAACUAUUUGGUGGAAGGCUAUGCCCCAGAAACAGCGGCAUUAGCGCCGCCUGGAUAUUACCAGUUAUUUUUGGUCCAUGAUGCUAUUCCAAGCAGAGGGACGUGGGUCCAUAUCAAGGAGUACUAAUUAGAAGCAAUUAUGUUUCUUUAGUUCAUAAUUUCAAUGUAAGAAAAA
This is a messenger RNA of Durio zibethinus, 1737 nucleotides long. Lineage: Eukaryota; Viridiplantae; Streptophyta; Magnoliopsida; Malvales; Malvaceae. The record is from RefSeq and is a predicted model, not a curated record.